AAAACAAGCGCGAGAAAUAAACAGUGCUCGCUCAUUUUUUUUCUGUUUCGUGGUAAAGUUCUUUGGGCUCAUCUGGUCACACGAUUAUAAUAAUGACGUAGUAGAUAGUUGUACUUCAAAGACUAAAGAUUACCUCAAUUAAAUUAUCCUGUGAUUUUAAUCGUAAUCUGUGGUAUUUUUAAUUGGAUGUCACUGUCAUUGUGUCAGUGGUGUAUACUCUGUAGUUUAUGGUUUUUGCUCAUGCCUGCUGUGCUGAAUGAAGUCAAGUGUUUGUGUAAAUGACUGUGAAACAAAGACUUCUAAUACGAAAUAAAUGAGGCUCGGCAGAGACUUACUGUUUAACAUUACUCAUGAGUACGGAAGAGACUCUUUUGAAUCUCGAUUUCGACAAACCGAAUACAACAAUUGCGCCGUCGUUGCCCGAUGACGGCGUGGUAUCAUUGUCGAGUAGCUCGGAAGAAAUUUGUUUAGUCCCAGAGGUCGGAUUCGAGGGCAACGUGGAUUCGCCAGGAGUAAAUCGGGAAUCGCAGCCGCUGCUGGGCGGCCGCGGUGACUUCGAAGUUUCGUUCAACCAUUUUCCAGAUGACCCGCAGUUCAGCGAGCUUGUGUGGCAAGCGGAAGUAGCGAUCGACAAUGGCAUCUUCCCAGAACGGAUAUAUCAGGGUUCGAGUGGGUCAUACUUCGUGAAGAAUCCUGGAGGGAAAAUCAUAGGUGUGUUCAAGCCAAAAGACGAGGAGCCGUACGGACGACUUAACCCAAAAUGGACCAAGUGGAUGCACAAGCUGUGCUGUCCGUGCUGCUUCGGGCGGUCUUGCCUGAUCCCCAACCAGGGCUACUUGUCCGAGGCCGGCGCCAGCCUAGUCGACUCCAAGAUCGGCCUCAAGAUCGUGCCAAAGACAAGGGUGGUGAAACUAGUAUCGGAGACGUUCAACUACUUGCGGAUAGACCGCGAGCGGUCGCGACUCAAACGUGCCAUCACCGAGCAGUUUCCCAACCUUAGGUUCAACAGGAUGGGACUGCCACCUAAGGCAGGCUCGUUCCAGCUGUUCGUGGAGGGCUACAAAGACGCGGACUACUGGCUGCGGCGGUUCGAGCAGGACCCGCCGCCGCCGCACGUCAUGAGAAAGUUCCAGUUACAAUUUGAGAGGCUGGUAGUGUUGGAUUAUAUUAUACGUAACACGGACCGGGGCAACGACAACUGGCUGAUCAAGUACGAUGCGCCGCCUUCCAACGAUAAUAUCCCCAUGUUGGACCCCAGCGAUUGGCAAGCAUCCGAAGUGCGUAUCGCGGCGAUCGACAACGGUUUGGCGUUCCCGUUCAAACAUCCGGAUUCCUGGCGCGCUUAUCCCUACCACUGGGCGUGGCUGCCCCAAGCGAAACGGCCCUUCAGCCACGAGACCAAGGAACUAGUUCUUCCAUUGUUAUCAGACAUGAACUUUGUACAAGAGCUCUGUGAUGAACUUCACUUAUUAUUCAAACAAGACAAAGGGUUCGACAAAGGAUUGUUCGAGAGGCAAAUGUCUGUAAUGCGAGGACAAGUUCUGAACCUUACGCAGGCACUUAAAGACGGCAAGAGUCCCGUUCAAUUAGUACAGAUGCCCGCCGUCAUAGUGGAGAGGUCCAAAAGCGGUACGACGUCGUCGCGUUUCUUCGACUCCUUUCAGCAACGGUUCCAACACAAGUCGCCAUUCUUCUCCUGGUGGUGAAGCAAACCAACGGGUGAAAAUAGCAUGUGAUAGAUCCCUGAAGAUUCGACAAAAAAUAAAUGUAUGUAUGUAGAUUAGCGCAUUUUAAAAUUGAUACUACUAUUCAAAAGUAUGAACAAUUCUGAAGUUCCAACAAGAUUAAAUGUACGAAUAAUUAUCAAUUUGAAAUAAUUACUUACACAUUUCCGUUUGCAACAAAUCAUAACCAUACAUAUUGAGUAAUAAUAAAUUUCUUCCAUUAUAAAAUAACGUAAUUGCCGUGGUAAAAUCAAUCACAUAUUUAAAUAGAUGGUUUACUUUAGUGGCAGAUCUCAUUACUAUUUGCAUAUCUUGUUUCGUAUGUAAAUAUAUAAAAAGGUUGAUCAAAUUAUUGCCAGAUAUAUUUUUUCUUUCUGGUAAAUAAUAAUAUUGUUCGAUUUGUGAUUCAAUACUAUUAAUUCUGGAUAUAAUAAAGACAGGGCAUCAUAUUUAGAAAGCAACUUCUAAUUCAUUUUGGAACCUUUAGAAAUACAACAGAAAGAAAUUUAUUUUGUUAAGUUCGAAAGAAUAGAAUUUACUUUCGAACAUAGAUCUAAUAAAGCUAUUGUACAAUAUUUAUUCGUAUCUCUCAUGUUAUUUUUGUUAUAAAAGUAUAGGAAUACGGGUUUUCAGCUGGUCUGAAAAUGUAUACUUUCGAAAUUGUGACCUUGCGCCAAUCGCCCUAAAUAAUAUGUGUUCGUUGUAGGUUAUAUUUUUUUCUGUAAUGGGAAUUAGAUGCUUACAUUGAAAAUAAUAAAAGAGUAUUACAUUGAAAAUAUAUAAGAGAUAAGUAGGUAGUAUCAAGAGGGAACGAGUCAAUUCCAAUCGCAAAUAAUUUGCAAUCAGAUGAACUUACCGUCAGAGGAGCUUGAUGGCGCAAGUGGUUAGCGCGUUCGGCUGCGAUCGUUGAAGUUAAGCAACUUUCGUAGUAGUCGGUCAUUGGUUGGGUGACCAAAAAUCUACUAUCUCGAGCUCCUCCAUGCUUCGGAAGGCACGUUAAGCCGUUGGUCCCGGCUGCAUCUGCAGUCGUUAGCACCCACCAAUCCGCACUGGGCCCGCGUGGUGUGUCAUGCAUGCCCAAACUCCCUAUUCCAUACAUAGGAAAGGCCCGUGCCCGGGCAGUGGGGAUAUUAAUAGGCUGAUGAUGAACUUCAAACUUGGGGUUUCCGAGUAGUUAAGUCCAGGGUUCCCAAAAUAACAGUUCACCGUAAAUGUAGCCGAUAUUUUCGAUAACCUUUCAAUAUAAGCAUCUUUUUCAUUAUAAGAAAUAUGUAUUUUUUGUAUGUUGUUUAGAAUUAUUUUUAACACCCAUACAAUUACACUUCAGGACCUUGAUUUUUAUGUUAUUAAAUAGUUUCUGCAUUUUCAGUUUCUGACAUGGUAGAAACACAGUUGAAUAAGUUAGGUAAGAUAAAGUUUGUCGAUAUAAUUAUAUGCCCAAUCCUUUUAGGGCAGACAUGUACAUACAAUUUAAACAUACAUACAUACUAGAAAAAUAGAAAUACUUAACAAUAUUCCUAGAUUCAAAAUCUCUAAGAAUCCAUCUUUUUACAUAUAAUAAGUUCAAAAUAAUUCAUUUAUUUUUAAAGAAUAUAGGUAAACAAUGUGACGAUGCGAUCAAAUUAACAAAACCAGUGAAUAUCAUAAAAUAAGUUUAUCCUUAUAAGUAAUUCCUAUUCCUAUAAUAACGAAAACAUUACAAUAAAAUAGUUUUCGUUAUUAUAUUCUAUAAACUAUGUCAUUGUAUUCAAAGUUAUGUUAAUAUCACUUAAUCAUAUAAUCUUUUUUUAUGAAACAUACUAGGACUUGAAUGGGAUAAAGAUAUUGCAAGAAGUCUUUCAUACAAUUAUUGGUUUAAAAAAAUAUUAGAAUGAUGACCAUUCGCCGAAGGUUGAACAAAAUCCAUGUUUCAAACAAAUCAAAAUGGAUGACGAUGACAUUCUAUUCCGCAGAUCCCUUCAGGCAUAAAAUGCAAGGGAGACAGAAUUUUCAGUAAUCUUUUCGUUUUUGGAUUAGUCAAAUAUAAAUAGUGCUCUAAUCGCAAUUUCGUAUUCUCAACAUUCAUCAAAAGCUAGGAACUGUUUGUUGCUUUGUUGAUUCUUAUAAAGAACGAAACUAAUUUAUCCUUUGCAAAAAUAUCAUUUGUGAUACUGAACACAGUCAUUCCAUUUCUUAUAGUUAAUAAUAAAUAUAAGAAUUGUUACCAGAUACUACUUAAAUUAAUUUACCCAAAUCAUUCAUAUCGCUUGUUUAACAGACAUUAUUUUGAACAAAAAUCUUACGUAAGUGAUCAAGAAAAUGGAAAGGCUACGUUGUAAAUAAAUGUACCUAUAUGACAUAAACAUUUGUUAUAAAUAUAAUUACAAUAACCUUUAGCUAUUUCAAAGUGAUUACUUAUAAUCAUAGAAACUGAAGGACCUUCUUCCAAAGUGCUAUCAUCAGAAUGUAUGAAUUUUGUAGAAAGUGCCUAGUUGGUUUUGAUCGAAAUAAAAAAAAAUGUAAGAAUGUCGGUUUAUAUUCGUAACGUUACUACAGCCAGAUUGAAAAAAAAAAGGAUUUAAUCAAACCUAUUCAUAAUUAGGUUGAGUUUAUUUCAUUAAUCAAAUGCAACAUGUUAAUCCUGCAUGUUAUAGUUACUUAAUCAUUGGAAAUUAGUUUAAUGAUUCUCGUAAAGAAAUAAAUCUAAACCGGUAACUUAUAUCUCGAUUAAACUGUAGAAUGGAUCAACAAGAGUCUGAUUACUAAUAUGGAAACCAGAAAUACGACCUGGAGGCCAUUCGCCUAUCGCGAUUGCUAUCGCUUACGAUUUAAUUUUGUUAUUUCUGACCGCUGCAGGUUUUUAAAUGCCCCGCACUAUUUUUUUCUUUUGAAUUGGUAACAACAAUAUUAAAGAAAAUGAGCGUAAGGUAUUUGAAAACUCAGCGGUGAGAAAUAACAAAAUGAAAUCAUGGGCGAUAGCGAUAGCCAUAGCAAUUCCGUUAGGCGAUUGGCACCUGUAUUUGUUACGAAUAACAUUACGUUGCGCUAAUAUGAAAAUAAAAAUGAUUUAUAAAAUCCUCGAAACCAGCCGAAAUUACAGUCGGUAGAUAGUAUCAUGACCUCCAAUAAGCCACGCAAAUAAUACUAUAGGUAGGUAAUUAUUACUUUUAAUAUAACAGAUCAAUCUGGCUGUAUGUUACCUGGAGCAGCACAAUUUGUGCACGCCAAAUAGCCUUGUAUAAAGAGGCAUAGUACAAUCUUUUGUUAAAUUAUUCUGAAUAUUGUGUACAAGUAUCGAGAUACCACAUUUAGUUAAAUUAAAAACAAUUAUGAUAAUGAUAAAGUAAAUAAAUAAAACAAGCGAUUGAUUGUAUGAAAACUUACACGUUUGUAAAUUUAUAGACCUUAAUAUGGAAGUUAAUUUUUCUAACGGUUUGUGAUUAAAAGUGAACUUAAAUUUUCAUACAAUAAGUCGUAAUUAAAAAUAUAUCUGUUUAUAUGUAUUAUUAUGAACCUAUACAGAGAGGGAUGUGUGAAUGUUGUGAUGUGACUGAAAUUCGUUUUAACAAUUUGCAGAAAGGUAAAUAAAUAUUGUUCAGGUUUUAAAAAAAAAAAUAUUUUAUAACUUUGAUCAGGCCAUAUCAAAGGGGAUAUAAUCGACCCGGCAUAUCGACCCGCAUAUCGUUAUGCCAGCUUCCGUACAAAAAAGUUUGAAAUUCUUUGUCAAAUCUCAAAAAUUUCAUUCUCACGUUAGUGAGUUUGUAAGUACAUGGAUUUUGCCUUCGAACAACCCUGAUGGUUUGUAGACUGUAUAAAUAAAAUGUAAAAGGAAUACAACAGGAUUUAUUUUAUGACUAGAAGUUCUUUGUAAUGUGAUAAAACUAAUUUAGAACCUGCGCUGCGUUAAGCGGGAGCACGGAGCGGACGUCCGUUCCGCGUGUUUGUUACAUAUUAUUUCAUGGACCAGCGUUGCGUGAGGCGGGCCUCCCGUUGCAGCGCUGUUCUAUGAAACGACAUAAAAACUUAAUGCAGCGCAGUUAUUAUUUAAGAAGUUGGCAGCUAUUUUAUUUUAUAAAAUGUUGGUUAUAAGAACUUGCGUUACUGAUAUUCUAAAUGCUAUGUAUAAAGUUUGGUACACAAAUAAAAUAUCAGAUAGGAAACGAAUGAGCACUGCUUUACCUCGCGACCUUAAAAGUAAACUGUCCACAACCGCAGUUUUUUGUAAUUGCCUAUAAGUAAAUAUGCCCUAAAAUUCUUUCUUAAAAUCCCUAUUACCCUAAAAGUACGACUAGCCUAGACAACCAUAAAUAAUACCUUCCUGCAAAUGAUUAAAGUCGAAAAUGUAUAGUUCCAUGUUUGUACAUAGUUUUAAAAGUUUUUGUUUAAUAGUUAUUUCAUGUUUAUAUUAUGCAUUAUUUAAUUUUCGAAAAAAUAAAUAUAAUCACCAUUGCAUUUUGUGUAUUGUGUUUUUAUUUGUUCCUCGUAAUGUCGAGUUAUAAUACGGGAAAUGAAACACUCGAGAAAUUCUCAAACAUUUUAUUAACAGGCGUUGUUUAUAAAUUAACUACAGUCAACUAUUAUAUUGAAUAGAAUAGUAUUGUGCGCAAAACAUAAUAAAGUAACAUAAAACCAGUAGCAAGAAAACUUUCUCCCAAAGAUAGACUGGUGGAGAACGCUAUUAUAUUUAAGUCCUCCUUUUGUACCAUUUUGUAAAACUGGCCAAUGAAGUUACAACUAAAAUAAACAUAGUAAGCAUAAUAAUAAUAACUUAAAAGGAAUGUUUAUUUAUAAAAAUAAUAAUAAUAAAAAGACUAGAAUUAUUGACUGGACAUUACAAAAUGUCUUAAGGAAAACAGCAGUUGACACUAAAAUAGAUAUUAUGGGUUCUCAGCAUUAGCAACAAUAAGGCUGCCUGUCUACUGAAGCGGAGCAAGGCUGCGGAGCGGAGAAAGGACAAUGCUCUUCUUCAGUAGACAGAUUAUAUGCAAUCCUAUUGGUUAAUAUUUCUGCGGAGAAAUCUCCGCUCCGCAGCCUCGCUCCGCUCCAGUGGACAGGCAGCCUUAUCAUUAAAAUUUCAUAAACUCUUUCGAAAUUGUAUAUAAAAUAACUCAUUUAACAGGUGCAAAGAAACUUCUGUAAGUUCAACACCUUACCGGUAAACAGUAAUUUAUAAUACAUCAUUUUUAUAAAUUAGAUAAAAACAUAGUCGCACCCAACUUACUCUCUGUUUAUAAUAUGUAAGUUUGCAAUGACCUCAAAGUCGCAUGGAUGGUUUUUCAGAUCACUUAAUUGGAUCCUUUUGUCACCGGUUCGGUGCGGUAUGGUUUCGUUUUCAUUUCUUUACCGCAUCUGUACAGUGUUUACCGAGUGCAUAUAAGAGAGCUUCAGCUUACUCACCGAGUCGUUUCGGUAUAGAUUUUUUACCGAAUGCAUACACACCUCUGUACCUAACGCCCGCCCGACGUGACGUCAUUAUAACAAAUGCCAAACACCGCACAAAACGAAACGAUGCAGCAACGUAACCGAGCCGGCUAAACUGUACUUCCAGGGCUCAAGCGGUGAUACUUCACACUAGGUAAGGUUAGGUUGGUGUAGUGGCCGUAACGAGCGAGCAAAGCGAGCGUGCCGAAGCCAGCGAAGCGCCAGAAAAAACCCUAUUAAAAGAGACCUUUUCUAAAAAAAAACCAUUCACCUCUUGGGCAGUUUUACCACCGAGCCGGUCAAGAAGUGGAUCUUGGUAAAAAAAUCUGUACAGAUUCGGUACAGAAACGAAAUGAUCUGGUGAGAAACGCGCCUAAGGAAGGUUUAUAAAUAAGUAUAAUACAUGUAGAAGCGAAGGCGGGUAACUAGUACAUUAUGAAUGAAUUUACAGUAACAUACUCUUUAAGUGAUGUGUCCGGGAGUAUAUAAAUUUACUAAACAAGAAUUGAUAAAUUAUUACCUUACUUAAUUGCGUGCUGUGAAGACAUCAGUUUAUUAUCUGACGUUAUAUUUAUGUUCCUUCAAGAAUCCAUUAAAGCUUUAUUUAAUUAGACCCUCCGAUAAACUUCUCGAGCAUCGACCACAGUAAAAGAAUUCUACGCAGUAGCAAUUUUACAUACAAAAACCUACGCAAGUACAUUUGUCUUAGUUUUGCUCAAGUUUGCCACUAUCUAUAUACACUGGGGUUCUGAGUUCGAGUCUGCUAUCUUUAAAAUUUCCGCUCAUACAUUUACAUGUUUGAUAAAGAGAUGCCUUAUAUCACAUUGUCAUUUUUUUUAGCUUUGUAGGGACAAUUUGCAAAAGUAAAUAUCUUUCAAAUGAUAAAAGGUGUCGUGAUAUGAGUUGUAACUAUACAGAUAUCUUUUGUAUUGUUUUUAUAGAAGGUGAAACUAUACAGCGAGUUUAAAAUGGUGAAUCAAAAUAUGAAUAUCAUCACGCUCCAGGAGUAUAAGUUUAACUAUUCUGCGAUCCUCUUCAAAUAGUUGGCUAGAAUCUCUUUCCCACGUAUGAAAUAAUUAUUUAUUUUAUAUACAUUAAUUAAAGUAAAAGUUAAAUUUAGAGCAAGUGCAUAUUCAGACACUAAACCCAAACACAUGUGGUUCAGUCAAGCGACUAGAUGCAGCCAUCAAAGAAGAGGCGUGACUGAGCUACUACGGUUCGCGAUUAGUGGGUCAAUGUGCGCUUGCUCUUAUUGCACAUAUUUGCAACUGCUGGACACAUUCUGCCUAGCUUACUAGGUCAACGGGUAGAACCUGAAAACGCAUAAAUAGUUUGCAAACAUCUGGUCGUCAAAUCAGUGUCUUGGCAAUAUUUUAUAAAAAAAGACGAUGACUUAAACCGGUACUAUACUUUGGCCCAAUGCGUACAGCGAGACUAACGGCCAGCUUCAACAAUUCGAUCUCUAGUAAAAUAUCAGCUUAUUCUGGUUUAGUUUUUAAAACAGGUAUUUAAUCUAAAAUAAAUUAUAUUUUCUGGGCAACAAAGUUCUAAUAGACCUACCUCGUACCAGAGAUUUAUUGAAAUUAUUAUUAUUGAAACUGGCUGUAAGAAGACUUAGAGGUAAUGACGCAACUCCCAAUGUUAUUACGCAGUCUUAACAAUAAUACAAACUGAUGAUUAAUUUUAAAUACCAUAGGAUAUGGUAAAAAAAUCAUAUGAAUCAAUAUGUAUUUUAUCACAUAACAUAAUAUAUAUGUGUUAUGUAUACUUACAUAUUUAUGUUUUAUAUUAAAUUUUGGCAUUUAUAAUUUAAUAUAUAUUUUCCAAUUAAUUUGUACACCAUUACAUAAUUAUUGAACAAUCGCCAGAUUUAGAUCAACUACAAUUUGCGUUGUUGUUGUUGUUCUGACAUGGAAAAUAAAUAAAUAAUGAAAUGUGAUUUAAACACGGGCAAAUGAAUAAGGUUUGUUUCUUCCAAAUUGCGACAUUUAAUUCAAAGUUAAUGGCGGUUGUGUAGUUAACGUAAAUCGCGGUGCAGAAAACGAAAUGUAAGUGAGCCCGGGGUGGAUGUUGCUGAACAAACUGUUGAUAGUUGCACUCGCUGCUAACUUCGCAACCUUGUCUGGAAAAAGCUUGAAGCCUUCCCCGCCCACUGGGAGUAGCAGCCAUAGAGGUAAAGAAUAGAGUGGGGAAGGCUCCUCUAAAAGUUUCCGUCUAGUAGAAAGAGAAAGAAGAUCAGAGACCGCUAGCUAUCUCUCUCUCUUGUGACGCAUGACAUCCAAUGGCAUCACAUCGAAAUAGUAAUAUGCUUACGGUUGCUAAUGCGCAUGCUCGAUUAGAGAGAAAAGCUGGCGGUCUCUCAUCUUCUUUCUCUUUCUAUUAGAGGGUAACUUCCACUUGUAGUAGAGUCUAUAUUACCCCUACUCUAUUCUUAUACGGCACCGGGGUAUGCGAGACUCCCCGCCGCUCAUCUCAUGCAACUCACUCUAUUGAUCAAUUCAUACUAGCACAUAGUCGAAGCACAUCGAAGGGAAUUUCAGAAACGUAACAAAGCAAAUUCACCAUCAUCUGCGCAAUGUAAUGUAUAUAUUCUUUCUGUAGUCCCGCUGAUUAUCAGCUUAAAAGAAAUAUGUGCAGUACGUUGCGGAGAUCGGGGUGAAUUUGUUAUGUCACUGUUUCUAAAAUUCGCUACGAUGCACUUCGGCUCUGCGGUAGUAUGAUUGACCAUAUUGCUCAGCUGAAUGAGCCUUACCCGCUAAAAACUAGACAAUGCUCCACUCUUGCAGCGGUCACUCGACACACAUUUUGAGAACCCGGGUCUUCAGAAUGUGUGUCGAGAGUUGUGGCACCCUGUUAGGACUGGCAACAGAUAACAUCAUAACCGCCAAAGUUUGAAUCGCACUAUACACUGGACAGAUAAAUUUGGCUUGAAAUUAAGUACUACCACUACAAUUACCGUUAUUAAUUAAAUCAACUCUUUUCUAAAUGCAUUCUUCAUUGUAUUUACAUAGUAAUUUACUUUUUAUUAUUCAAAUUUUAUAAUUUAUUUUGUGAAUUAAUAGCUUCAGAUUUAUUGAUGUGCACAAAAAUCAUAUCUAAGACGAUUUCAAAAUAUUUUAAAACUUAUUGAAUCCCAAAAUAUUAACCGUAUAUUCUAGUUAAUUUGUUAAUUUGCACUAUAAUUGUGCUGGAUAACGUAAUAAUUUUUAACACAUGAUUAUAUGUAUCAAAUAUUAUGAUCGUUUCCUAAUUAAGAUAAGGCCAUUGCUUGGAUGAUUUUAUUAUCUUUGCAUAUGCAAUGAAUGCUGGUAUUUGACGAAAGCGAUCGCUGCGAGCUCCUUGCAGAACUCCUCCAGGACUAUCAGACUCUCCACCAGUUGAUUGUGGUCUCCGCUAUACAACAUAAAUAGGAUCUUCACUCAUCAGCUGCAACCUGGUAUUUUCAAUCACCUUUUUAUAAUUUCUUAUCCUCGGUAUUUCUAUAGUCAAUCUCCUCGCCAACUCUUGCAAAACUUUGAAAAGCGUCUGCGUCUUUUUCGCUGUGGGCAACAUCGGAUUCAAGAGAUACUCGUGCAAAUUCGGAUGCGGUAUCAGAGCCAACUUAGAAAUGAUGGCAGUAAGGUGCAAAUUCACUUGGUACGGCUGAUUUGGCAUGUUCAAAAUUAGUUUGAAAAGCAUUUUGAAAAAUGGCCCUUCGUCGAAUUCUUCUUCGGUGCUAUUCGAUGGCGUAUCUUUGCUUCUGUGCACUAGUCUUUGUGUAAAUGGGCAUUUGUAUGGAUGGCAGGUGUCAAUUUGCUCCGAUCGUUUGGGCUCCGCUUUGAUUGUAUCGAAGACUUCGUCGAGAUGUAUGUCGGCUUCUGGCCUACUAUCAUAGCUGUGUGUGGAGCUGGCUGUGGUGUCUACCCAAUUUUGCUCAGGCCAGUUAAACGUAGAAGUAAUGUCUAACCAUAACUGGUAAUGUCUAUGCGCGUCGUGUAUAUAGUGCUCAUAGUCCGCGCCCACCGGAUCGGACAGAAUCGCGCGCGGCAACAGCAGCAGGAAGCUGUUAAUCACUCUAUGUAUAUUGUCAGCGGAGUCGUGAGUGUCGAUACCCUCGUGCGUCAAUAUGUCGUUGAUCUGUUCGUUGACGUGGUCUUCGUGCUGAAGUUGUAUCAUACCUAUUUCUCUCUCGCUCCCUCCAUAAGGAGACGUCGUUCAGUCUGUCUCGCUCGUCUUCCUCCAUCGGUGGUUGUAUGGAAUAAUAUCCGCGGGAACAGACGCGUGUCAAAACGAGCCUGUGUAUACUGUGCUCGGUUCCUUUCUCUAUUAUUGUCUGAAAGAACUGUAACGUCUCCAAAGUGAUGUCGUAAUUGUCCGUCAGACAGUUGCUAAUGAGAUUGUGCAGAAGAGGCCAUUCCGGAACUUCACCGUCACCAACCAACCAAUUGGAGAAUUCAUUAAUGAGUUCCGGCGAAUCGAUGACUUUCAAACACUUGGCCAGUAUAGCUGUCACCAGAGCCGCGUGGUGGAAGUCGCUAACUCCAACUUCUACGGUGCCUUCUAGAAAGUUCUGCCGGAAAGUUCGAGAGAGAUGCGUCGCAAUGGUUGGGUGGCAUUCCUAAGAGAGUAUCACAGUAGUCCAGCCAUGAAAAGAAACUCGUCAACUCCCUGUAGCCAUGGAAUUUAUUCAAUGCUUUGUCACCAUAAUCCUGAGCCACAUACGCCCAUGUGAUAUUGAGUCGGUCCACGUCAGCGGGUUCGGUGCCGGCGGGCACACACUUGUAUUUGGCCGCCAGUUUGCCGACCAAAGUCUCGCACGCGGGACUGCAGCUCGUCACCAAGUUGGCUAUAUCAUCCUCGGGCAAUGAGGACACAAUCAUUAUGCCUUCACACGCUCGGAGGACCACUUGAUUGUCAGCACUGUCCAAAUAAGAUAACAAUAAAUCAAUCAACAGGAACUUGUCGUUGUCAUCAUACACUGUCUUUUGACUCCUAUUCGAAUUGUCAUCAGCUAAAGAGCCACUGGAACCAUCUUCUCUUCCGUUUGUUCUUACUAUAGAUAUGUUCCUUAAAGGAUUCAGUGGCAGUUCCACUUCAAACAGGGGAUUCUUUCUCGGUAUUUGGACUUUGGAUUUAAUAGGAAUUAGCUUCUGUAUGUCGUCUGGUAUACUGAGUAAACUGUCCUUGUCUUCUACAAAGGGUGUUGUGAAAAUAUUAGCCAGUCCAGGCUCUUUUCUUACUAGACCACAGAGUGUGAGAAGUAGUUCCACCUCUUCUUUCUCUGUUGGUGAUGCUGGGUUUUCAUUGCACUGGAUCAGCAUUCUCUAAAAGGUCUGUAAACAUGAGCACUAUUCACACACGGUUGCCUCGUCCGCCUCAGUAGCGCAGUCCCAGUGGUUAAAGCUAGGGCUCUCGCGCCGGGCGGGCGGUCGGCGGCCGCGAGCGCAGUUAGAGCGUCCAACACGCAUAUCUUGCGUUGCACCACCGCCUCGAGGCAAGGCCCUACUGUUCCGCCUUGUUGCUCUUUCUCUUCGUCGACAAAAUUUACCUGAAGCAUUUGAUGUAAGUGGUGUGGAAUUCUUGUGUCUUCAAUAUGAAUUUUAUUGCUGUCAUCAUAGUUCUGAUAGAAGUUCAAAAUUGUCUUCCAAUGAUACUCGAAAUCCUCUAAUCUAGUAGGUGGAGGUGCCAAAACAUCUGCUGCAGUCUGCAGUACAUCUGAAAAUCUACUUAACAUUUUAAUUGGCGGUCAGAGAGAUUUCUCUAUAUUAAUUACAACAACCAAAACAUUUUUUGAAUUCAUCUAAUGCGAUGUUUUGAGUCUACAACGACUCUAAAAGUCCUAUCAUCACUAGGUUCAGAGUAAUAAAUUAUGAUCCCCUAAUGUUGAUUUAUAUUAAUUAUACUGGAAGUUAUAAUAAAUAUCGUAAAACAUUGAAAAACCGAAAAUACUACGAAAUUGCGGAAUAACUGUCAAGUCGACCAACAACAA
This is a messenger RNA of Chilo suppressalis (striped riceborer), 13092 nucleotides long. NCBI's taxonomy places the organism in Eukaryota, Metazoa, Arthropoda, Insecta, Lepidoptera, Crambidae. The record is from the annotation of a GenBank genome assembly.